AUGUCAUCCCCACAUCAGCCGAUGGCGCUUCUGGUACCAAAGCAGCUGCAGCAUCUUAUCAUGGACGGAAGCGCUGAGGUUGUCGUUGAGAAGCGCACGUCCGGGCAGAAGCGACUCUUCCUGCACCUUUUCGACGAGGGGGAACGCGAGGAGGUCGUGCGCCGGCGCGUGGAGACGGCGGCCGUGCACGAGCGUGCCCUCGAGGACCUGCGCUGGGCUCGCGCGACGCUGUGGGGCGAUGAGAGGCUGCGGCGCUACUUGUACACCCCGGACUGGUUGACGUGGCCGUCGUUCGCCGAGCUGUCGGGCAUGGUGGACCUCGUGCGGUCGGCAAAAGAGACAGACGUGGUGCCCGACUUUGUCGGUGCGAACACGCUCAAGAAGGCGGUGAAUAUCAUCGGGCAGGAAAUGUUGUACCCCGGUCUGCACCCGCUGAAAGAGGAGACACUUGCGGGGCCACUGCUUGCCUUUGAAGGGACGCCAGGUGACGGUUGCGUCGUUGGCGACACGCUGAGCCCGCUAGACGCAGACGACCAACGGCGUCUCGGUAACUCGGUUUGGGGGCUCGACCUCCACGCGCCGGUCUUCACGGCAGAUGAAGUCACACGUCUCCCGCUGACAGGGCGUGUGCGGGAGGAGUGCGUGCGGGUAUUGCAGCCGGGCCUCUCUGCUGCAGGCGUGGAGAGCAGCUGGGCCGCUCUGGUGGGAGCACACCGUCGCCGGACAGAGGCGCAUCUACUGGGUCUCUUCUGCGGCGUCCCUGAUUGCCUGCAGCAGUUCGGCAUGACGGUGGUGCACUUGGCAAAGGAGGUCAACGACGCAGCAGAGGAAGGGCGGCGCGUCCGACUGCGCGUUGGCAUCUACCUCACGCUGCUGCAGCGCAACGAGGCGUAUGUGAUGGGGAACGCCGAGCAACAGGGUGCCGCUGUGGACGACGAAACAGCGCUAAGGUCCGCCUUCGAGCGCGCGACGGGUCACAGCUAUGACACGAAUGUUGCAGCGGGACUUGUCCUGUGGGCAGUGGAGGGCGAGACUGUGGAAGAUGUGUUGGGCUCGCGCUUCCUGAGCCCCCUCGCAUCCGCACACGAGUGCAUGGAGACCGUGUCGCUCACCCCGUCGGUGCAUAUGACGCGUGUGGUGGUGCGGCACAAUCCAUUCGCCGUGAUUCACGGCCAUCGCGUGGUGGGAGCCUUCCCGGAGAACAGUGAGGCACGCGCUGCUCUGUCUGAUCUGCUUGUCUCACGUGAAGGAGCUACGCACGCGGCGCCGCCACAACGGUCGCUGCAGCAACAGCAGCGGAACGCAACGACGAUUCCCUUUUCUUCAACCUUGACGGGUGAGCAGUUGCGCCGUGGUGUUGACGAGGCGGUCUUCAAGACGCUUUCACAGGAGCCGAUGGCGAAGGCUGCGCUGAGCACGCAUGCAAACAUGACGCGGUUCCGAGACCUGCCGAACUUUGAGGCUGUGCUGAAGGACUCCCUGAAGAGGAACACCGAAUACCGCGGGAGGAAGUACUACUUGAAGGAGUGA
Trypanosoma grayi is the source of this 1530-nucleotide messenger RNA. Its product is annotated as putative amino acid tansporter. The record is from RefSeq and is a predicted model, not a curated record. The coding region runs from base 1 to 1530 and encodes 509 amino acids. Lineage: Eukaryota; Euglenozoa; Kinetoplastea; Trypanosomatida; Trypanosomatidae. The transcript has a single exon.